AAAAUGCAUAUUUUGGGUUAGCUUUGAUAAGUCAGAUCAGUUGAUUUGUCUCUUUGGAGACUGGGACUGUUUUUCCUCCUGUGCUGUGGGAUAGUGUCUUGUGAUUCUUUCUGGAACCCUCCAGAACCUGAACAUAGCCUUCCCUGGUACUUCCGUGACAGCCCUUGGUGAUGUCUUGUAGAAUUUUUGUUGUUAUUUUUGUUUGUUUUGAGACAGUGUCUCCAUAUGUACUCCUGGCUGGCCUGUAUAAGCCACACUGGCCUGGAAUUCAAAGAGCUCUGCUGACCUCUGCCUGAGUUCCUGUUUACUGUCAGGAGAAAAGAGAGCAGAGUUUCUAGAUAGCCCUUCUGAUUUCCAGUGGUUGCCUUAAGAAAUAGCAAAAGGGUCUCAAAAAAAUCUGGUACUAUUUGCUGUUUGAGGAAAAUUGCUCAAGGACCUUUCUGUGAAUAUAAUUAGACUUUGGUGCACAAUGUUUAAAUUGUCUAAUCCUUUUAUUUUUAAAGUGGCCAACGACUUUAUUUGCUCAUUUCUGGCAUUUGAAGCGCUCUCUGACAUCGUUGGCCUGAGAUCCUUUGUAGUCUUGAAGCACUCACUCCUGCAGCCUCCCACUUUGUAGGGUUUUCCUCCGUCAGCUUUACAGGUGCCCACCCGUUCCCCUACUUUCCUGUUAUCACCUCUGGUUGGGCUGAUUUGAUGCUCAGUGCAAAGGACCUCUAUCUACUUGAUGCAGAGACUCACCAUACUUGGAUAUAAGCACACAAAGCUGGGUUUGGCACUUGUCUAAGGUUUGGUGGCUUUGUAAAUCUGAGCUGUGGAUGAGUGUGAUCUCCCAUACUUCUUGUAAAGCGAUGUUGAUACGCAUUACAACUCAAGCAGGAACCCCUCCUGCGCUGUGGCCGUGGGUUACCACAGAGCCAAAUCAUGAAAACACCCAGGCUGGCUUCACACCCGCGUUUCUGCCUCAGUGCGAGAUCCUGAAGGAGUUGGAUGACUACUAUGAGAAGUUCAAGCGGGAGACGGACGGCACCCAGAAGAGGCGGGUGCUGCACUGCAUCCAGAGGGCCCUGAUCCGCAGCCAGGAGCUCGGUGAUGAGAAGAUCCAGAUCGUCAGUCAGAUGGUGGAGCUGGUGGAGAACCGCACCAGGCAGGUGGACAGUCAUGUGGAGCUCUUCGAAGCCCACCAGGACAUCAGCGACAGCACUGGCAGCAGCGGCAAGGCUGGCCAGGACAAGUCCAAGAGUGAGACAAUCGCUCAGGCAGACAAGCCGAAUAACAAGCGGUCCCGGAGGCAGCGAAACAACGAGAAUCGAGAGAAUGCGUCUAAUAAUCACGACCACGAUGACAUCACCUCAGGAACGCCCAAGGAGAAGAAAGCAAAAACCUCAAAGAAGAAGAAACGCUCCAAGGCCAAAGCAGAGAGGGAAGCCUCUCCCGCAGACCUCCCCAUCGACCCCAACGAGCCCACGUACUGUCUGUGCAAUCAGGUCUCCUAUGGAGAGAUGAUCGGCUGCGACAACGACGAGUGCCCCAUCGAGUGGUUCCACUUCUCCUGCGUGGGGCUCAACCAUAAACCAAAGGGCAAGUGGUACUGCCCCAAAUGUCGGGGGGAGAACGAGAAAACGAUGGACAAAGCCCUGGAGAAGUCCAAGAAAGAAAGGGCUUACAACAGGUAGUUUGUGGACGUUCACCCGUGAGAACAGACCCGCCGGUGUAUUUGUGUCGCUCGCUGCCUUUGCGGAAGUCCGAGGACCGUCAGAUGGGUGUUUUUAGAGGGGCUGGGAUGGGUCCUCUCCUCGGGACGGCGGACACAGCCUGUGUCUUCAUGGUGUACCCGUAACCAGACUGGGGCUGCAGAUCAGCAGUUUAGAAGCUACAAAGAGAGGUUCCAAUUAAACAUGUCAGCAAAUGUCAGACUGGUUUUUGGGGUUGGGGAGUGACUUGAAAGUAAUCUAACAGAUGUAUAAAGAAGAGAUUUAAUUUGGCUGUUUUAACAAAAAUGUUAUGGUUUACAAAAAAAAAAUCGCCAGGUUGCUGAAGUGCAGCAAGAGUGCUUCUCACUACCAUAAUGUAUAUCCACAUGACAAGUUGGUCAAAGGUUUAAAGUCUAAAUAUUAUUUUUUAAAAAGGUAAAUGAGUAAAUUUUACAUGACAUUUUAUACAUGGCCUAUUCCCCAACUGGCCAUUUUUAAUGACUGGGUACAUUUUUAGUAGGUCAGACACAAGUGGUCCAGGCAGUGGGUCCAAGUCUUGCCUUUGCUACCUAGGUCACAGUGUAGCCACCUUUAACUUAUGAAGUGUAUAAAUGUACAUUUCCCAGCCGCCUUGCCCCUGCUGUAGUAUAACCGGAAGUGCAGCCUGGUGCUGUUGUGAAGCCAAGGUGCGCAUCCUGCUGCGUGUGUGAGCUGUAUAGAUGUUGUGUCAAGAAAUAAAUGAAACUUGACCAGUUUGUUUCUUUAGCAUUUAAUUUUAACAUAUAAAUAAUUUUAAAUUUUUUUGUCUUAAAAAUUUAUACACCAGCAGUUUAGACAAAGCCUUAAGCAAAUUGUAUAAUACUGAUCUCACAUAAUAAGGAAGUAGACAUUAUGUCCAUGCCAGCAAAUAAAUGUCAAAAAAAUACUUAGAGCAGAGGUUAGGAAGUGACUGUGUACUAGAGAUCCAGCCCCACCAUCUGUUUUGUGUGGCCUGUGAGCUAAGAAUGGGCUCUGUGUUUCUAAGUGCUUUGAAAAAAUCUCAUUUCAUGAUACAUGAAAGUCCUAUGAAUUCAGAUUUGAGUGUCUAUAAAUAAAGACUCGUUGGAACACG
Messenger RNA from Myodes glareolus (Bank vole), 2802 nucleotides. Lineage: Eukaryota; Metazoa; Chordata; Mammalia; Rodentia; Cricetidae. The record is from RefSeq and is a predicted model, not a curated record.